UUGAUGAGGGGUGGCUGGAGUACAUGUACUGUCCCCCUGAGAUCCUCCCUGAUGACGUCGAGGUCGAGCAGCUGAACUACCUGCAGCUAGCGCAAGCCACCUCCUUCCCACUGUACGUGGUGCAGGAGUGUGUGCAAGAGACCAUCAUCUUGUACUGUUGCCUCCUGAAGAACAAGGAGCACGUCCCCUUUGCAUUCAGGGACAUCGGUGUUUUGACGUGCGAGGAUGAUUUCCUGUGCAUGAAGUUUUAUCCGGACUGUGUUAAACGUCUGGAGAGCUCUGAGGACCUCAUUGCAAUGUUCCACAGUGUAAGCUGGUGA
Anas platyrhynchos (mallard) is the source of this 320-nucleotide messenger RNA. The record is from RefSeq and is a predicted model, not a curated record. Lineage: Eukaryota; Metazoa; Chordata; Aves; Anseriformes; Anatidae.